GACACAGCGCCAGAGACAGAGACAGAGCGAGAAAGCAAAGAGCGAGCAGGUCGCGCAUCGAUCCGCACACGCGCACUGGUUUGUCGUCGCGGACGUUGAACACUUUUCACUUUGUUGUCUCACUGGCAAACAUGCUCAUGGGCUAUCUGUUGUUUCUGGUGUUGGGCGGGUGGCGCUGUGACAUCAUCGCCGCGUACGUCUUCCAGGCCAGCCGACCCGUGGAGGGCGGAGAUGCCCCUCCUGUACACACCAAAGUGGUGUCGGAGUGGGUGAGCUCAUCAGGCUCCUGCAAGGGUCGCUGCUUUGAGCUGGAGGAGGCCGAGCCUCCCGGAUGUCGUUGCGACAACUUGUGCAAAACCUACUACAGUUGCUGUUCCGACUUUGACCAGCAAUGCCUGAAAACCGCGGGACGCUUCGAGUGCCGCCCGGAACGUUGUGGUGAGGAGCGGAAAGACGAGCAUGCGUGUCACUGCACGGACGACUGCAUGGAGAAAGGAGACUGCUGCUCCAACUACAAGGCGGUCUGCCAAGGCGAGGCGUCGUGGCUCCAAGGAGACUGCGAAGAGAUCGCCAGCCCCGAAUGUCCUGCCGGGUUUGUGCGGCCGCCGCUCAUCAUGCUGUCCGUGGACGGCUUCCGGGCGUCCUACCUGAAGAAGGGCGUGUCCAUCAUGCCUAACAUCCUGAAACUCAGAAAGUGCGGGACGACGGCUCCGUAUAUGCGUCCCGUCUACCCUACCAAGACCUUCCCCAACUUGUACACAUUGGCCACGGGCCUCUUCCCGGAAUCGCACGGAAUCGUGGGGAACACCAUGUACGACCCGGUGUUCAACGCUACCUUCACCCUGCGGUCCCGAGAGAAGCUGAACCAUCGAUGGUGGGGCGGGCAGCCGAUCUGGAUCACGGCCAAGGAACAAGGCGUCAAAGCCGGAACCUUCUUCUGGCCCUGGGUCAUCGAAUUGGAGAGACGCAUCCUCACCAUCCUGCAAUGGCUGAAGCUGCCUGACCAAGAAAGGCCUUACGUGUAUGCAGUGCACUCAGAGCAGCCCGACACAUUCGGACAUCGCUGGGGUCCACUGAGCAACGAGGUGGGUCGGAAGCGAGGUCCCGGUCUGUUCAAAACUUUAGAAAUGAAUGACUUUUGCGGUCCGGGCAGAAUACGUUCUUAUUUAAAAAUUGCGGACUAUUUUUGUGCUUGUGGGCAGCUGGACAACACGCUGCGCCAGAUCGAUGGCAUCAUCGGUCAGCUGAUGAACGGCUUGAAGCAGAUGAACCUCCAUCGCUGCGUCAAUGUCAUCAUCGUUGGCGACCACGGCAUGGAAGAGGCCCACUGUGACCGCACAGAGUUCCUCAGCAGCUACCCGCUCAACAUUGAUGACAUAACACUUAUCCCAGGCUCACUGGGCAGGAUUCGACCUCGUGACGCCAAGUCCCCCUUGUAUGACCCCAAGCAGGUGGUAGCCAACCUGACGUGCAAGAUGGCCACACAGCACUUCACACCCUACCUCAAGCAACACCUGCCCAAGAGGCUGCACUAUGCCAACAACCGCCGUAUUGAGGACGUGCACCUGCUCAUGGAAAGGAAGUGGCAUGUCGCCAGGAAAAUGCCGGAAAAGAUGCGCACGCGCUGUGGCUUCUUCGGCGACCAUGGCUUUGACAACAAGAUCACAAGCAUGAGGACCAUCUUCAUGGGACAUGGGCCAAGCUUCCGCUUCCGCACUCAAGUCCCAGAAUUCGACAACAUCGAGCUUUACAAUGUCAUGUGCGACUUGCUGGGCUUGACACCGGCGCCGAACAACGGGACGCACGGGAGCCUUAACGGCAUGCUGAAGUCGCCACCCUUCCAGCCCGUCAUGCCCGAGGAAGUGACGGCGCCGACUCGGGAUGAGGACGCGGCGGAAGGCGGGGUCGCAGCGCUUGAUUUUCAGCCGGGCUGCAGCUGCGACGAUGAGAACAAAGUCGAGCAAAGCACGCAGAUCUUCAGUUUCACACAAGAUGGUAUCUACGACUACAACGUGACCCAGCUGCCGUUGGGCCGCCCCGCCGUGCUGUUCGUCACCCGUUACACUUUGCUGCAUCACUUGGACUUUGUCAGCGCGUAUAGCCUCCAGCUGGCCAUGCCACUGUGGACGUCAUUUACACUGACACCAGAGGACGACGUGGCUCCACUUCCAGAUGGUUCUGUGCGUGGCCCGUGUCUGCGUACGGACCCGCGAGUGUCCGCUAAGCACAGCGCCAGCUGCGGCGUCUACGAACGGAACCGCCACCUGGACUACGGCUUCCUGUUCCCACCCGAAUUGGCGUCGUCACCCGAGGCCAAGUAUGAGGCAUCGCUCGUCACGAACACGGCGCCUAUGUUUCCCGCCUUCACAAGAGUGUGGCGUUACCUGCAGAGGACGCUGCUCAGACGCUACACCCGGGAAAACGAUGGCAUCAAUGUCCUGGCGGGUCCCGUCUUUGACUACAAUUACGACGGCCUCCAAGAUAGCCUGGAGGAAAUUCAGGAGCGAUAUCCCAUCACGCCGCCCGUGCCCACGCACUUCUUCACAGUGGUGACGGCUUGCCAGCGAGUCAACCAAACACUGGACGAGUGCGACGGAGACCUGAGCGUCUUCUCUUUCCUGAUUCCUCACCGAGACGACAACAGCGAGAGCUGCAAUAGCAAAGACGUCGAGCAGGAUUGGGUGGAGGAUUUGCUGCAGCUUCACACAGCCAGGGUCCGAGAUGUGGAGAUACUGACCGGUCUGGACCUGUACCGGGCCGGCAACCAGAGCUACAGCGACGUACUCGGCCUGAAGACAUACCUGCACACCUUUGAGACCGACGACUGACGCCCGUCGGGCCAAAACCUGACCGACGGACGCUCGAAAGAUCGAAACCCGACAGGGACACACCUGACGCUAAACCAAUUGGCACUCAAACAGCUGACGCCCAAGAAAGACGCCUGAUAAAUUGACACCUUAAAGCUGUUCAGGAUUUCUGACACACUAGGCUUAAUCUUCAAGUGGGCAGGGGUUUGAUUAGUCGGUGAAGUUGGUUUUAAAAAAAAAAUCUGUGCAGUUUGUUAGUUAUUUGUUAGUUUCAGGGCUCCGGAGUGGCUAAGCUAGCGCGAGUCAAUGGCACCAUCAUUGCAUGCCAAUAAAAAACAACAUAUGAACACAUGAAAAUCAUCGAUGACCCAUGCAAUCAAUAGUGUUGGCUAUGUUUUCAGGAUAAAGUUGUUAAAAUUUACCAUUGCAUACCAAUAAUUGCAGUAUGAAAAGCAACAUUUGUAAUCCAGAAGCUCUGCAGAGGAGCAGGGCGGAGUAAUAUCACAUCAGGUUUUUUUCACCGCUGAUCUUUUUAUGUUGUAGCCAGCAGCAAGUGACCAGUUUAUAUUUGUCCUCGUUCUUCACAGGAAAUUUGUGGAAACUUUCCUUUGCCUGUUUCUUCUGUAUGUUUCCAUAGCCUCUAAAUGCACAUUUCGCCAUGUUGCCGGCUGUCAGUUAACUCAGCAGACUGAUGCUGCAUUCGAGGAAGGUGGGAAGUCAGAGUUUCCAACCUCUGAUCUGGAAAAAUAUCAUUAGUAAACCUCCACUAUUUGAUCGCUUAUGAGAACUCAAAAUGUCUUUUGAAGGCCAAAAUAAAAAACAACUUGUGGUGAUCAGCCAUCUUUGCUGUUUACAUUGGCUUGGAAUGCUUUAAGGUCGCAACUGGUACCCUCUGAGCGGGAUAAGUCUGACUUCCCGCCUUCCUCGAAUGCGGCGUGAGAACGAUUGACCGAAGCAUCCCUCUUUAUUAGGGUCGUACUACGCAUCUAUAAAAAUAGUCCUGCAUAAUGAAAUGAAUUACGGCAAUUUGGCGUGACAUUGUUUUGGUCGCAUGGGUGUUUUGAAACAAUGAUCUGUGUUUUGAAUUUAUUUGACUACGUUGGAUCUGUUCGUAGAUCUGUAUCGUUUCUGUAUUUGCAUGCUAUAAUGGUGCCAUUGACUCGCGCUAUCUUAGCCACUCUGGAACCCUGAAACUAACAAAUAACUUGCAAACGAAAUGGAAUUUGCUGAAAUCAACUCAACCAACUAACUAAACCCCUGCUAACUCGAAGAGUAAGCCUGAUGUCAAAAUUCCUGAAUUUUCGCUUUAAACCUUUAAAGGGCACUCACUGAAAUACAGUCCUUUCACCCCACAAAAAUUCAACGCUAGUUUAUUUCUGUUUUUAUUCAUACAGUAUAUAUACAGGUAGAUAUUCAAAAAGAGAGAGUGACCUAUAACUACCUUAAAUUCAACAGAGGUAACCACCCGGAAACGUCUCAAAUUUAUGAGGAAGUGAGCCAAUAGCAACAUGAAGUAACCUAGAAAUACGCCAAAAUCAACGGGAAGUGACCCGAUUUCAACAGGAGGUGCCCUAAAAUCAACAGCGAGUCUCAAUUAUUUUCUGUUACGCGCUCCCCUUAGGAAGAUGUAAACGUUUAGCGCCCCCUCUCUGCCACCACUGUAAAUAGUAUAAUUUGUCUAUAAAGUUAUUAUAAGUACACUUCUACAUCACAUUGUUUCCAUGUUAACAUUAAAGAAAAAAAAGUAAUAUAGAGCAACUUACAAUAAAGUGUAACUUUAUUAACAUUGUUUUAUUUGUAACAGAAAUACUCUAUCAACAUACACUCAAGAUACAUCUCUUCUCCCAUUUGCUCCUUUGCUGUGGUGUGGUCUUAUAUUGUACUGAGCAACUUGGUAUGCCACUUUAUAUGAUGCUAACAGUGCUCGCUGGUUUACUGAUGUAACACUCAGAGGGAUGAUUAUUGGCAAUAUUCGGCACAUUUUCACUGAAAAAAAAAUCAAGCGGCUUAUCAAUGUGAUUGGGGUCUAAUGUCUUUAAGUGAUGUGUUAAUUGAUUUGGCUUCAUGCUGUCCGCUGCUAACAUUUUUAGACACAGUAAACAUACUGGUCUUUCCCCUUAUCCUGCCUUAUUAAAAGUGGAGCCAAAAGCU
Molecule: messenger RNA, 4958 nt
Organism: Corythoichthys intestinalis (scribbled pipefish)
Lineage: Eukaryota; Metazoa; Chordata; Actinopteri; Syngnathiformes; Syngnathidae
Product: ectonucleotide pyrophosphatase/phosphodiesterase family member 2-like
Exons: 24
Coding region: 132-2828 (898 amino acids)
Biological process (GO): immune response; phosphatidylcholine catabolic process
Molecular function (GO): phosphatidylcholine lysophospholipase A1 activity; nucleic acid binding; zinc ion binding
Source: RefSeq, a predicted model, not a curated record